AUUGUUCCUGUAGAUGCAGCUGAGAGUCUGACAGUCUGACACAAGGUGACAAGAUAUUAUUUCAAUUCAACAUGGCACCGCAGGAAAAGGAUGCCGAGGCCGCCUCGGAAAUUAUGGAUGAUUCGAUGCAACAACUUGGAACCAGCAACGAAGGAUACCGCUGCGACGGUGGUGAAGACAAGGGAAAAGCUCAGGAGAGCAAUGGCGAUGUCAAGUUUACCGCGCUGGACGUGGACGAUGAUGGCCAUGCUAAGACCAACGGCCGGGCCGUCACGGACGUGGAGAAGCCAACGGGCGCGGCCGGCCGUGAUCGGUGGGACCGCAAGGCGGAGUUUGUUCUUGCCUGCAUCGGCUACGCUGUGGGCCUGGGUAACGUGUGGCGGUUCCCCUACCUGUGUUUCAAAAGCGGUGGAGGUGCGUUUCUGAUCCCCUACUUCAUCAUGCUGAUCCUGUGCGGCAUACCCUUGCUGGUCCUGGAGUUUGGCUUGGGACAGUACGUCCGCGCUGGUCCCCUGGAAGCCUUUCGCAAGAUUUGUCCCAUCUUCAAAGGCACUGGACUGGCCACCGUCAUGAUCUCCUUUGUCCUGACCACCUACUACAACGUCAUCAUAGCCUGGGCCCUCUUCUACCUGUUUGCCUCCAUGCAGAGCGAGCUGCCCUGGGACUCGUGCGGCAACUGGUGGAACACGCCUGACUGCUUCUCCCACGAUGACUACCAGAAUCUGAACGGCACCGUUAAGCCAAACGACACCGUCUCCUCAACUGAGGAAUACUUCAACCAUCGCGUGCUGCAAAUCAGCGACGGCAUCGGUAACGCUGGGGAGAUGCGCUGGGAACUGUUGGGCCUGCUCUUCGCGGCCUGGGUCGUUGUGUACUUGUGCCUCUUCAAGGGACUGAAGACCUCCGGCAAGAUUGUCUACUUCACUGCCACCUUCCCCUACCUUGUUCUGCUGGUGCUCUUCAUCAACGGUUUGCUCUUGGAGGGCUCACUCGAAGGAAUCAAGUUCCUGUUCAUCCCGAAGUGGGAACAGCUGUUGGAUGUUAACGUUUGGGUUGCAGCCGCAGCUCAGAAUUUCAACUCCAUCGGCAUUGCUUUUGGGUCCAUGAUAGCCUUCUCCAGCUACAAUGACUUCCACAGCAAAACGAUCUUUAGGGAUACGUUCAGCAUCACUCUGACCAAUAGCUUGACCAGCCUGUUUGCCGCUGUCACCAUCUUCUCUGCCAUCGGUUUCAUUGCUCACGUUCAAGGUGAAGAUGAUGUGGGCAAGGUCAUCAAGCAAGGCCCUGGUCUGGUGUUUGUGGUGUAUCCAGCCAUCUUCAGCACCAUGCCAGCCCCGCAGCUCUGGUCCAUUCUCUUCUUCAUCAUGCUGUUCUGUCUUGGAGUCGACAGCCAGUUUGCCAUGGUGAAGGUUGUCAUUGCUACGUUUUCGGAUGGCCUGCCCAAGCUGCGUCGCUUUUACUUCAACCGCCGCGAGGUUCUGGUGCUGUACAUCUGCAUCGUAUCAUUCCUGUUGGGCCUCCCACACAUCACCCAGGGUGGAAUGUAUGUCUUCCAGAUCCUCGAUUGGUACAAUGCAAUUGUGUCUCUCUUCUUCAUUGCCAUCUUUGAGGUCACAUCUGUUGCCUGGUUUUACGGUGCCAAGAGAUUGGCUCGUAACAUGAAGGAGAUGACUGGAACUGCACCUAACAUUAUCUUUGUUAUCUGUUGGGUAUUCCUGUCCCCUGCACUCAUCCUGGUCAUCAUGAUAUUCCAGUUCAUUGACUACAAGCCAGUGGAGUAUGGCACCUACGAGUUCCCAGGUUGGGCCAUUGCCAUCGGCUGGUGUGUUGCCUUCAUGUCCUUCUCUUGUAUCCCACUGGGGGCGGUCCACACUCUGCUGACAACCAAGGGAAGCUUGAAGGAGCGUUUCCUGCUGAGUUUUCGCUCAUCGAUCGAUGAAGCAACUUACGGCCUGCAGUUCUCCGAACCUCAACAUAGCAACGACUUGCCUCCGUCGUACGAAACGGCCACCCAGACUGCAAAACUGUAAGGGGAAAAAGACAACAUCCACAUCUUACAAGGUAUAUCUGUACUCAACUGAACAGUCUGGUUCCGUCCAUGUAAGGCUUCAUGACAACAAAAUGCGUAAUUUCUGUACAAUAUCUUGAAAAUGUGGAACCAUGGAUAUGACGUGAUAAUGCUGUCUGCUACAGUUUGGAAAAAAAACUCAGUUUUAUUUAUGCGGAAAUUUAAAUAGGUGGUGAAAGUGUUUUGGUUUUGUUAGAGAGAGAUAGGUUUAACAAGAAGUAAGCAGUUUUUUAGAUCAACGUUUUGUAGCUCAAGCAAUAAUAGCACUUCUCAGUAGAAGCAAGCAAGAUCACCAGACUUCUCUAUAAAGUAUAGAACCUUUACACGUGUCUGACACGCUUUAGUACAUACGCUUGAUUCUUAGGUGGAUUUCAAACCAGUGCUGUUUAUUAAUGCUCUAUUAUUUCUGUAUCAGAAAUUCAUUGACAAAUUACAUGUGAAUAGUUUACAUAUGAUCAUUGCGGUAAUUAGAGCUUCCUUAAACUUCUCAUGUGCAUGCGCAUUAGAAUCAUGUUCAUGUAAAAAUGCUGGUGUUUAGAUUAAUUGUAAGCAAAUAGUUCUCGCUUAAAGCAUAAAGUUUGUAUCGAGUGAUAACCACAAGGCCUUUUAGUUCGCUAUUAUGUCAGAUAGAUAAGUGAAUAUCAAAAGUAUGUUUCUGUUAUAGACAAUUUUGUUUAAGAACCGCUAUUACUUUAGGAGUAAAGUGUUUCAAUUAUAACUUUUAGGUUUUCUCACUUUGCCUUCAUCUUAAAAAAAUGGUGAAAUUUUCUGAAGUCAGCCUUGUUCUUCAAUUUGUCUGGAGCCCUAAUUCCAGCAGUAAUGAAGAGCAGUGCUUAAUUUUUUUUGGGACCAUUACCAGCCUAUUGCAGAACUGACAUACUAAUACAAAGCAAUAAGUCACUAGUUUUGUUAGUUUACAGUGCCAAAAGUAGUAUAACUUCGCUGAAGUUUCUGCUACAAUCAUCAAAACUUACACUUAGGUAACAUGACCUUUUGGCCUCUUUUUAAAAUCGUUUAAAUUUAUGGAACUCUAUUUUCUUUGGAAGAAAUUACUUUAUGAGUUCACUUUAUUACGACAUGCAUUCAACGGAGUCGUCCAGAUAUAUUUACAUUUUACAAGUACCAUUUCCUUUUCUCAAAAAGUUUACUCACAUAAGUCUGCAUCUACAAUUUAAACUUGAUCAUGAUUAAAAAACUUGCUUGUGUUACUCAAUUGGGAAUAUUUUAUUCUCUAUCAACCUCACACACUUUUGGGAGUGCAUGUUGGGAUUUUUUUAAGUUUAGGUGCCGUGUAUGUAGAUAUUUUUAUCCCUAAGAAUCAUAAGUAAUCACUGUAAACUAAAAUUUAAAAGUUCACUCUUCAGUUUAAAAAUUCAAAGCAUUGAAUCUUUUGAAAUCUUUGAACUUCUGAUUAUAUUUAUUUUUUCCAAGAAGCAUUUGUACAUGUAUAGAUAUUUAACCAAUAUUUAACCAUAAUCAUUACGUUUAAUCGAAUCUUUUUCCAUUAAUUCUCUUGACAAAGCUCCAAACAACAAAAGUGAUUAUGUUCAGUAAGCAAU
Molecule: messenger RNA, 3627 nt
Organism: Patiria miniata (bat star)
Lineage: Eukaryota; Metazoa; Echinodermata; Asteroidea; Valvatida; Asterinidae
Product: sodium- and chloride-dependent GABA transporter 1-like
Exons: 14
Coding region: 72-2030 (652 amino acids)
Biological process (GO): sodium ion transmembrane transport
Cellular component (GO): membrane
Source: RefSeq, a predicted model, not a curated record